CGGAUGCUGGGACAUAUUGAAUUCAAGUCACGACGGUGGAAUGACGUCAGCUCAAGACCCGCUGGUGACCUUCGGGUUGGUGACCGACGUGCAGUACGCGGACGUGGAGAACGGAUGGGACUUCCACCACAUCUCGCAGCGAUACUAUCGAAAUGCUCUGCCGCAGUUGCAAGCCACAGUCGAGGAGUGGCUGCGCGUGGCCAAGAGUGGAACGAAACUCCACUUCGCCGUGAAUCUGGGAGAUCUCAUCGAUGGCAAGAACCGUCCUGCUUCCACGUCUCGACAAGCUCUAGAAAGCGCCAAAGCGGCGUGGACACCGUUCCAAGACGCCGUGGGGCCAGUGCAUCAUCUGGUUGGCAACCACGAGCUCUACAACUUUCCCGCUUCAGUCAUUCAGAAGGAACUUCUGUACCAACCUCCAAGAGCGUCGAAAGAUGCGCCGCAACGUAGUUAUUACGACUUCCAAGUGCCCGAAGCACCAAAAUUUCGCUUUAUAGUACUGGAUUGCUACGGGAUGUCGAUCCUCGGACGGGAGAAGAGUGACCCGGUGUACCAGGAAGCUAUGGCCCUACUGCGGCGUGUGAACCCGAACGAGAACCUCAAUUCUCCGACGGGGCUUGUUGAAGAGCAGAGGAGAUUCGUGGCUUUCAAUGGAGCUGUGGAUCGAGAGCAGAUGAAAUGGCUGGAGUACACAUUAGUAAAGGCCACAGAAGCUGAAGAGAACGUGGUCGUCUUCACACACGUCCCCAUCCACCCGAAUACUUCGCCGACACCUUCGAGUUUGUUGUGGAAUUAUCCGGAAGUUCUGGAACUUAUUCGACGCUUUGCUUGUGUCCGCGUGGUCUUUUCAGGCCAUUCACAUGCUGACGGAUACGUGUACGCUCACGAAGGCAUGCACAACAAAGGGGUUCACUUUGUCGUUUGCGAUGCCAUUCUGGAAUGUGCUCCAUCCGAAACUGCACAUGCGCUAGUGCACGUGUUCGAAGACAGACUGGUCGUCCAGGGCUAUGGCAAGAUCCCCACACGCGAACUGCGAUUCCCAAAGGAAGAUAAGACACCGGAAGAGUGAAGACGCUGCUGGAAUUGUCUGAGACUUGCCGCCCCAUCGGUUGAAGCGCGUGUAUGCCUAGAGUAGAGUUACGUUGCAGAGAUAGAGAUCAAUGUUCCCACAAUACAACACACGCCACAGCGCCUGUGGUCGUAGCUUGAUUGGCUUCAGGCGUGGGGUUUCUUAUUUACGCAACGCGUCAUUUUUCACUCAGAGGUUUUGCUAGCUGGCUAGCAUAGAUGGUCACUAACUGACUGGCUUCACCUCGUCCGCCUUGCCUGCGUCUGCAAAUUUCCUGUCUCCUGCAAUAGGCUCUCUCAUUUUAUCAGUAGAAACAACCUGGCACUGCG
Phytophthora nicotianae INRA-310 is the source of this 1398-nucleotide messenger RNA. RefSeq lists its product as hypothetical. NCBI's taxonomy places the organism in Eukaryota, Oomycota, Peronosporomycetes, Peronosporales, Peronosporaceae. Gene Ontology annotation, molecular function: 2',3'-cyclic-nucleotide 2'-phosphodiesterase activity; manganese ion binding; ADP-ribose diphosphatase activity. The coding region runs from base 41 to 1069 and encodes 342 amino acids. The transcript has a single exon. The record is from RefSeq and is a predicted model, not a curated record.